GUCUCAAUCUCAUCUCCUUCCCCAAUUUAACAACAACGACGAUGUCUUCCUCUCUCUAACUAAUUGCUUCCAUCGCCGAUCUCUUUCCCUUCCGGUCCGCCAUGAUCCGACCUUCCUCCCUUCUCACUCUCCUCUCGUUUCUCUUCCUCUUCUCCAUCCUCCUGCAAUCCGCUUUCUCCGAUUCCCAAUUCGAAGGAUUCGACGCCGAUGAAGACGAUGUCGCGGAGGAGCCGCUCGACCCUUCUUCUUUUAAGCUCGUCGAUCUUCCCUUGACGGUGACCGACUCUGCUUCCUCCACUCCAGAUUCGAAUCAGCCGGAUUCAACUCCUUCUGCUACUACUGAUUCGGAUGCUUCCGAACCCAAAUCCGAUUCGUCAACUCCAGCUGCUACUACGAGUUCUAGCUUCAACGAGUGGGAUGAAGACGAGUUUGAAGGUCUGCCGAAUGAGAAACCACCGGCUGCGGGUACUCCGAUGACUCCACAGUCUGACGAGAAGGAAAUCGCAGAUCCGAAUUUGAAGCAGCAGGGCGAGAGUGUUCCCAAGAGGAAGCAGUCGUUUACCGUGGAGAUAGUGUGCGUCUCGUUCUUGAUUAUGUUCGUUAUCAACUACUUCACAGGGAAGCGGGAGAACGAGAACAUUGCCCUGGCGUGGGCGGCGAAGUUCGCUACCAAGGAUUCCAUUUUCGAGAAGAAUUUCAGCCUGUUGGGUGUUGGGGAAGGGGACGAUUCGCCGUUGUUAUUGAAAGAAGGCCAGAAUGUGUUCAAGUUCUACGCCAGCGGGAGGAGGUUUUGCCAGGGGUUGUUGGCCACGAUGGAGCUGAAGAGCAGGCACGAUUUGAUUGCCAAGAUGUACAACAUGGUGGUGCCUUGUAAGGAUGAGAUCACUUUUCAGGUGCAGAUGAAUGAUAAUGCCAUGGACCAUGUGAUUUUUGCACUGGCGAAGAAGAAAGCUGCCAAAACUAUGCUGAAGGAGGUUCGGGACUUGCAGAGGUUUGCUGUGCUUGUUCCUCAACCAGCCAAUGGGAAGAGGUGGGUGCCCAAGGAAUUGGGAGUUGUUUCGGAGUCUAAGGAGGUUGCUGGGGACUUGAUCACUGACGCUGUGCUUGAACAGGUGUUUGGAGAAAAAGCUUUUGAGAAGUUCGGGAAGGGCUUCAUCUCAAUGCAUUUCUCUGAUCAACACCCUGGUGCACACAGGAAGAUGCUUUUGUUCAAGUUUGCCCUGCCCGACGCUAGCAACAUGGCUGAUAUGACCAGAUUGGUAGCAUUGGUACCCUACUACAUUGAUCUGAUAGGCCGAUACAAGUUGAGUUCACAGGCUCGGUCUAAGACAGAGGCAGCUAGAAACAAAAUUGCACAAGAAGCAUUCAGAGAACUUCAAAAUGCGAGACAAGAAGAGCUGCUGAGAAAGAAGGCCGAGAAGAAAGAGGAAGCUGAAGCAAGCCUGAGCGCGGAGGCAUUACGAAGGAAACAAGCAAAAGAUCGUGCUCGUCAGAUGAAGAAAGCAAUGCCAAAGAUCAAGAUGUCGCGCAGAUGAAUCAAUCAUCUGACGAAGAUCAUGCUACGCAUUGGCAUUCGCAUUCACAUCCAAAUUCAAAUUCGCUUUCGAACUUGUUGAAAAUCUAAUGGUCAUGUAUUGUGGCCACGCCUCUACCACAGGUUUUGCUGCCUGAAUCCUUUUACGUUAGAAACGUUGAAGCCUUUUGAUAUUAUCCAUUUGGUCUUGGAUAGCACUUUUAGAACACUUCUCCCCGCAGUUGAGGAAAAAAUAUAUGAGGUUGGCCAACAUCUGAAUGGGUGGAAAACAAUAUAUAUGGGGUUCUGUUAUCUUAUGAGUAAAUGACACAUUUGGUCACUGAGAUUA
This is a messenger RNA of Linum tenue, 1862 nucleotides long. The record is from the annotation of a GenBank genome assembly. NCBI's taxonomy places the organism in Eukaryota, Viridiplantae, Streptophyta, Magnoliopsida, Malpighiales, Linaceae.